CGAGUAGAGGCUCAUCAUGUCUCUCAGUCGUACAGAUGUCAUGGCGCUUUUAGGCCUUUUUCUGGUUCUUUACCUCUCUACUGGUUACACUCGGAAAGCAAAGGGCAAGCUUCCACCGUCUCCCCCUGGCGGUCUGCCUUUACUCGGAAAUGUUCUGCAGAUGCCGAAGAGGAACGGUUGGCUUUUGAUGCACGAAUGGUCGAAAACCUUAGGACCCAUCUUCCAUCUCAAUAUGGCAGGACAACCUGUCAUUGUCCUUAAUUCCAACGAAGCCGCGCUCGAGCUCCUAGAGAGACGAUCUCAGAUAUAUUCCGACCGCCCUCGCCUAAUCAUGACAGGGGAGAUCAUGUCUCGCAAUCUUGUUGUUGGCUUCCAACGAUUCAGCGACCGAUGGAAGCGUUUCCGCAAAGCCGCCCAUGCCGGGAUCAACAUUCGUGCAGCAGAGGCUUACUACGGCAUUAUGGAGCGCGAAUCUGCACUUCUGGUGACAGAACUUCACAAAAGCCCGAAGCACUGGGAUGACCAUCUUCAACGUGUCAUCGCCUCAUCCUUAUUUACUGCUCUUUACGGUGGCGAGCCUAUGCUGAACAAGAACGAUCCUAUCGUGGAGCAGAUCAACGACUGCAUGCAUCGUCUGACCGGCGCUGCUCUACCCGGCGCAUUCCUAGUGGACGUGUUUCCCGUUCUGAAACGCCUUCCAGGCUGGCUUUACCGCCCCAAAGGCGAAGGCUUGAAUUGGUACAAGAAGGACAACGCUAUGUUCAAUAACUGGUUAGACCGAGUAAAGAAGGACAUGGACGGGAACACACCCCCACCCAGUUUCGGCCGUGUUCUUCUCGAAGCUCAAGAACAAUUCCAACUGUUGGAUCGUGAGGUUCCCUGGCUUGCAGGUUCGAUGUUUGGUGCUGGAUCCGAUGCGACGGCUGGCAUCAUGCGGUGGUUCAUGCUUGCUGCAACGCUGUAUCCUGAACGUAUCCAGCGUGCUCAAGACGAAGUCGAUCUUGUCGUUGGUCGUUCCCGUCUGCCAACGUUCGAUGAUCGUGAAAGCAUGCCCUACCUCCGUGCAUUCUGCAGAGAAGUGAUGAGGUGGAGGACCGUCGCACCCCUUGGAGUACCCCAUAGGCUUAUCGAGGAUGACCACUAUAUGGGCUACUAUCUACCGGCAGGCUCCAUCGUCCUCUCCAAUAUCUACAGCAUCAACCGUAGUCCCGAAGCCUUCGAUGAUGCAGAUUCCUUCAAACCCGAGCGCUUCCUGAACGAAGAAGGGACAUUCGAGGUUCUUCAUCCCGAAACACACAAUCAAGGGCACUAUACCUUUGGCUUCGGACGACGUGCGUGUGCGGGCAUGCACAUCGCUAACAACCUGAUGUUCAUCAACGCCGCCCACAUCCUCUGGUCGUUCAAUAUCCGCAAGGCAAAGGAUGCGCAGGGUAACGAGAUCACACCCAGCGCCACCAACUACCAUGAUACUGGACUCAUCGUUCGUCCUCAUCUGUGGGAAGUAGAUAUCAUCCCGAGAGGACCUGAGGUGCUGCAGGUUGCGAAGGAGAGGUUCGCGAAGGGUAUUUGAGAGCAGUUUUGUGCGGUUCGUCGUAGCGCGUGUUGUGCGAUAGAGGGUGGUUUCAAUAGUUAUGUUAUAUAUGUUGUUGCUCGAGAAUUUUAGACGAUCAUUCGGACCA
Stereum hirsutum FP-91666 SS1 is the source of this 1679-nucleotide messenger RNA. RefSeq names its product cytochrome P450. The transcript has 11 exons. Bases 17 to 1570 code for a protein of 517 amino acids. Lineage: Eukaryota; Fungi; Basidiomycota; Agaricomycetes; Russulales; Stereaceae. Gene Ontology annotation, molecular function: oxidoreductase activity, acting on paired donors, with incorporation or reduction of molecular oxygen; iron ion binding; monooxygenase activity. The record is from RefSeq and is a predicted model, not a curated record.